CAGGCAAACACGCAUGGACAGCCUUCCCUCCCUCAUCGAGGUAUGUAAACGCUUCAGAGAGAUCAUCAAUGGCCAUCGGAUGAUUCUAAAAUGUUAUUACCUUGAGCACAGAUUUCCCGAACUAUAUGAUCUCUAUAAUCCCAGAAUUCUACUCGAAUUAACUCUUCCCAACAUACAGCACUCUGCGAGACACGCAUAUUUUGAAAAGCUUGAUCUCAAAUGCCUGACCUCGAUGCCUUACAAAUAUCUCGCAUUUCUCGAAUCCAUUGACGACCGGGUUAGAGCCAUCAUUGACGUCGUGCGCAGCUUUGGAAUUGAACAAGAACGUCUCUACAGAACCGUCUGCCUCUUAUGGUUCUACCUCUCUCUUGACACACGCUGCUCGGGCAUUCUUAAAAACAAACGUGCCCUACUCGAUAUUCCUGCAGCCGCCAAAAGAGCGUUAUACAGGCUUACCUGGAAAAUAGCCAAGGGCAUGGUCGAGGACCGUCUCCGUAAAGGUACACUCUGGAAAAUGCUCAGGGGCCUCAAUCCCACCUGGGAAAUCGCCGAAGUGACGGAUGAUGAGAGCUCCAGGACUCCACGAGUCUCAUAUUAUCUCGUCCCCGACUGCGACGGACGGGCAAUGCCUCGUCGGGAAGUGUAUCGCAGCGGACUACUUGCGCAUCUUGUGCAGCAAAGGCUCAUGACCCAGACCCCGGACACGCUGUUGGUAUUCCUCAGUUCAUUUCCCCGCAGACCACAGUACCAUCCGUUCUACUCCGAGUGCAUCAUAACCCAAAACAACCGGAAAGCGUGGCAUGUACAAAAUAUAAGCGGCUACAUGGAUCGAGUAAAAGAACUACGUUUCUAUGUUAGGGCUCCGGCUCAUGAAAUCCAACGGGCUCUGCAGCAUGAUAGUCCUUGGAGGGAGAGUCUGGUGGAACGCAUGGAGCGAUUUCCAGAUUUUGCAGCAAAACCUGCAACACGCUGUUAUCUUCAUGAUGACUUUUGCUUGGACCGCUUAUUUGGGGAAUAGUUUUGUGUGUAUACUGGUUUACUGUUCUUUAUAUUUUUCUACGAGCAGAU
Molecule: messenger RNA, 1068 nt
Organism: Xylona heveae TC161
Lineage: Eukaryota; Fungi; Ascomycota; Xylonomycetes; Xylonales; Xylonaceae
Exons: 1
Coding region: 14-1018 (334 amino acids)
Source: RefSeq, a predicted model, not a curated record